Molecule: messenger RNA, 131 nt
Organism: Racocetra persica
Lineage: Eukaryota; Fungi; Glomeromycota; Glomeromycetes; Diversisporales; Gigasporaceae
Source: the annotation of a GenBank genome assembly
AUCAUAAAAUACCUUUCAGUCCUAAAGAUCUUGAUCGUUCUGCCAAGUUACAAUAUAUAAUUGGCGCUUUAACUCAACAGUUCUUUGGGAAUCAAAAAAUUCUUGCAUUCACUGAAAGGAGUCUUGCUAAA